Messenger RNA from Eruca vesicaria subsp. sativa (arugula), 569 nucleotides. The record is from the annotation of a GenBank genome assembly. Lineage: Eukaryota; Viridiplantae; Streptophyta; Magnoliopsida; Brassicales; Brassicaceae.
GAAAAACAGAGGAACACAAUGGCAGGGAGAAUAAGCUGCUGUCUGAAUCUUCCUCUCCUAGAUUCCAACUCUGCGCAAUCAUCUCCUCAACGACUCAAGACAACGUCGAAGAUCUCUUGGAGGAGAACAGAGGCUGAAACCGAGCCAAGAAAGAACAAGUGCCCCCUUCCCAUGGCCGUGGCAGCGACUGUUGUGAUCGGCGCUAUUCAGAUCAGUAACGUGCCGUUAGUGGAAGCGGCAGUUAUAAAACCGACGGUGAUCAAAGAGAUGGCGCCGCGGAGGUGGAGUGACAAGAGAGCUUGUCCGCCUUGGCUUCAGAACUCACUCGAGACCAUAGUACCGGAGAAUCUUCCUCGUCCGUCGAGUCAUCGGCGUUUGGAGUUAGCCGGACUUGGUAAGCGUGACGCACCGCCGGUCGGUGCGGUGGUGACACGUGCCAGUAAGGUUGCUUGUUACUCCAUGUAAAUUGGAAGUUUAUUACGUGUACGCGAAGGUGAUAGACACGUGUAAAAAUUAGUUAGAUACAAACUGUAAUACACACGUAAACUUUUGUCAAUAAAUAAAAGUCG